Striga asiatica is the source of this 4091-nucleotide messenger RNA. The record is from the annotation of a GenBank genome assembly. NCBI's taxonomy places the organism in Eukaryota, Viridiplantae, Streptophyta, Magnoliopsida, Lamiales, Orobanchaceae.
AAAAAGCUGGAUUUGCGAAAAUGGUGUGAAACAGGUAAACCUCCUUAUUCCAAAAAUGUUGCAAGCGGAAGUAUACACCUUAUACUCAUCACACUGUAAGAAGCAAAAAUGUUUUCGACCCCUUCUAAGAAAUCCUCCUUCAGAUCCCGCAAAAAUGUCGCUAACCGGAGAGACGACGAUUCCACUCCGGUGGCCGGCAACCGGAGACCACUGCUCGACAGCCCAGCCGUCCCAAACCGUCCCGCCAGUGGGACCCCCGCCCCUUGGGCCUCUCGCCUUUCCGUCCUCGCUAGAGUCCCGCCGGCCAAGAGAAGUUUCAGAGGAUAUGACGUAGAUGCUGUUGAACCUGUCUAUGUUGGGAAGUUCCCUCAAGUAUUACGUAUCGCACAAAUGACAGUUCAGAAUUAUGGUCAUGUUCGUGUGGCAGCUGAUGCAUCUGUCGCUGGUGGAAUGGACAAGGAGACAUCCCUAGCAUGGAUCAUUUGUGGAAACGGUCUCUUAUCAUCUGCUGCUUCAAGAAAAUGUAUCAACAUUGACCUAACGUCUGUUAAAGAAGAAAUUGGAGACGUGAGCAGCAGCUCAUUUCAACCUAACAAUUGGUUAGUCCGUUUUGUCAACUGGGACAGCUUGAAGAAAGCUGGUAGCAUCACUGUCCAACAGCUCAAUUCAGCUGGGAUUAUAUUGUGUAACAAAAAAACUGGUGCUCUACUUUUCUGGCCAGAUAUCUCAAAUGCUGAUAGGAUGCUUCCAUUCACGUCUCGUGCCUUUUCCGACAAGCUUGGCAAUAAUGCUGCAAAAUCAUUUUAUAUUAACUCUUUGAUAACUUCACCUGUCUCGUCUACCAACAAAAGUUGUAUUGCACUUGCAUGUAGUUCUAAUGGUGAACUUUGGAGAUUCUUUUGUAGCCCUUCUGGUAUUCAACUUGAACAGAUUGAGCAUGGCAUGUCAAAUAAAUUUUCUGAAGGAAAUAGUAAGGGUUCACCUGUGGCAAGUAAAGGCUAUCCUAGGUCACUGAUUUGGCAGUUUCCUAGUCAUUCAUCGGAUGACACUACAAAACAGUUCCUUCUGCUAACUAAUCACGAGAUACAGUGCUAUGCAGUAAAGCUUUCCUCUGAUUUAGAUGUGGUAAAGCUUUGGACUCAUGAAAUCAUCGGCGUUGAUGGUGAUUUGGAUCUACCAAAAAACCUUGCUGGCCAAAAGAGGUGGCCCCUUGAUUUGGCUGUUGAUAGUGAUGGCAAGGUAAUAUUUGUUCUAAUUGCCUUCUUUUGCACGGAUCGGGUGACCAGUUCAAGUUGCUUUGAGUAUUCCCUUCAGACCAUGCAAUACAAAUCUGGAGUAGAUAUAGCAAAGCCAAUAGGCAAACAGAUACUGGAGAAAAAGGAUCAUGACCAAUUUCUUAUGCCUAAAGCUAGAGUAGAGGAUGAGGAAUUUUUAUUCUCAAUGAGAUUAAAGGUAGGUGGAAAGCCAGCUGGUUCUGCUAUUGUAGUCACAGGUGAUGGUACUGCAACAGUUUCUAACUAUCGGGGAAACUCCACCAAGCUUUUCCAUUUUGAUUUGCCCAUUGAUGCUGGAAAAGUUCUUGAUGCUUCAGUAUUCCCUUCCCUUGAGGAAAGUGAAGAUGGCACUUGGGUUGUGCUCACUGAGAAAGCUGGAGUUUGGGUCGAACCACCCGAACGAAGCUUGUCACGAAAAUGGAGUUCUAAUGAUGGAUCUCUACAGGAGGAAAGGAGCAUUUCUGUUUCUGGAAACAUUGCUGCAAAAAGAGCCAGUCCAGAAGCUUGGGAAACAGGUGAUAGGCAACGAGGUGCACGUCGUAGCCCUCAAGACGAGGAAUCGGAAUAUUUACUAAGCCAGUUGUUCCAUGAAUUUCUCUUGUCUGGACAGGUUGAUGGUGUCCUUGAUAAAUUGAAAAAUUCAAGGGCUUUUGAAAGAGAGGGAGAGAUAAAUGUAUUUGCCAGGAUGAGCAAAUCAAUUGUUGACACCUUAGCUAAACACUGGACGACAACCAGGGGAUCUGAGAUUCCUCUAUCUGUUGUGUCCACUCAACUAGUUGAUAAGCAACAAAAGCAUCAGAGGUUUCUUCAGUUCCUUGCUUUGUCCAAAUGCCAUGAGGAAUUAUGUCACCGACAGAGACAAUCUAUGCAAAUUAUGAUGGAACAUGGGGAAAAGCUUGCAAGCAUGAUUCAACUGAGAGAACUUCUAAAUGCAACUAGCCACGCUACCGAAUCUGGGGUUGGCUCAGAUGCUCGGACUUCUGGAGCUCUAUGGGAUCUUAUCCAUUUAGUUGGUGAGAGGGCCCGCCGGAACACAGUUCUUUUGAUGGAUAGGGAUAAUGCUGAAGUAUUCUAUAGUAAGGUCUCAGAGCUCGAGGAUCUGUUUCAUUGCUUAGAGGGAAACCUAGAACAUAUCAUCACCCAAAAUAAGCCUAUUAUUCUGCAAUCUCAAAGAGCUUGUGAACUUGCAAAUGCAUGUGUUACAAUCUUCCGUGCAGCCGUUGACUAUAGGGCUGAUCACCACUUGUGGUACCCUCCACCCGAGGGCUUGACACUGUGGUAUUCAAAUUUUGUUGUGUGGAGUGGGCUGUGGAAUCUUUCAUCAUUCAUGCUUCAAUUGCUUAGUGGAACAGAACGGCUUAAAGUUUCUAUCAUACUUGAUUUUUACUCGAAUCUUGUAGUACUCUCAGAGAUACUACUCGAAUCAUAUUUUAAUGCUAUCACAGCAAAAGUCGAUCGGAAAGAAGAUCAUCGAAGUCUGUUAGAGGAGUACUCAAAAUGUAGAGAUACUCUUCUCGACUCCCUUUAUAAGCAAGUGAAAUAUUUCAUACAGGUGAAGUUACAGGAUUCACCUGAGGAAAAGGAGGAAUUGAAUAAGGAUACUCUGAUGACAUUUUCUUCAAAGUUACUGUCAAUUGCAAAACGCCAUGAGGGCUAUCAGACUAUGUGGAACAUAUGCUAUGACCUCAACGAUUUUGAACUCCUCCAUGAGUCUGAUGUGCAUGAAAACAUCGGACCAAAAGGAGGUUUCAGUUGCUUUGUAUUCAAACAACUCUAUGAUAGUAAACAAUUAUCAAAACUAAUGCGGCUGGGUGAAGAGUUUCCUGACGAGCUUGCUACAAUUCUGAGGCAGCAUCCCGAUCUUCUUUGGCUUCACGAGUUGUUUCUUCGUCAAUUUUCCUCAGCAUCUGAAACUUUACAUGCAUUAUCUAAUUUAUCUCUUCCUAAGGAUAACAGAUCAGUUUCAGAUACUGAUGAGACUGAACCUAGUGGCCCACAACCUAAAUCAACUUUGGCUAGAAGAAAGCAUUUUUUGAUUCUCGCAAAACUAUCAGCAAUGGCAGGAAGAGAAGUUGGCGACGAGCUAAAGGUGAAGCGUAUUGAAGCUGAUCUGAAUUUUCUACAAGUGCAGGAAGAAAUAGUGAGGCUUUUACACGAUGAUAAUAAGGACAAGCAAUUUAUGGUGCAGCAGCUUCUUGAUCCGCUGGAACUCAUCAGAAUGUGUCUUAAAAUCAACAAGCGGGAGCUUUCUUUGCGACCCUUCGAUAUAUUCUUUUGGAUGAGUGCGUCCUUUCUCAGAAGCUACGCAGUUGUUUUGGAGGAGUGCUGGAGAAAUGCUGCAAGUCAAGAUGAUUGGAAGAGACUGUAUGGCUUGUCCAUGACUGAGGGCUGGAGUGACGAGAGAACCUCUGAGGUUCUCGAGCAAACUGUACUUUUCCAUGCUGCCAGAAAAUGUUAUGGGCCUCACUCAAAAAAUUUUAAUGUGAAAUUCGAUGAGGUGCUCCCGUUGAGGUCGGAAACGAUUCAAGUCUGGUCUGUGGAAGAUGCCUUAAUGAUGCACAAGGAUUAUUUUGAUUCGGGCAAGCUGAUGCUGACCGCUAUCCUGCUCGGGAGUGUUUGACCAAGGUUCUUGUGUCAGAAGUUGGAUUUGGGCUUUUUUGAUACCCAACUUUUGCAGAUUGAGAUGGCUAUUGAUAGUUUGAUAGUGGUUGGGUGUAAGGUUUGUGUGUGCAGCACCGAAGGAGAAAAAAAUGAAGAAUAUUUUACCCUUUUUAGUCUGAAAUUUCUGUUUCUAUAAAGUUUGAUAUGAUUAAACGU